Messenger RNA from Gilbertella persicaria, 927 nucleotides. RefSeq lists its product as uncharacterized. The record is from RefSeq and is a predicted model, not a curated record. Bases 205 to 927 code for a protein of 240 amino acids. The transcript is spliced from 5 exons. Lineage: Eukaryota; Fungi; Mucoromycota; Mucoromycetes; Mucorales; Choanephoraceae.
GCCACUCCUCCUUUGACUUCGCAUCCAAGACGUCCUUCUCUCAAUGCACGAAACAUCAAAGAACACUUUCAAAGUCUGACACCUGCUUACUUUAAAGAUACCAAGCCUUUUUCAUUUGCUUCACAAGAAAUUAAUGCCAGUUUGAUCGUUUCGCCAUCAUCUAGUCAUGUUCCUAGUACAACAGUAAAAACCAAAUCUCAGCAAAUGAGAAUAGCCAACUAUGUUCAAAAGCAACAGAAGAACAGAGUAGAUCAGUCGUCAGUGGAGAAAGAUUUGGAUAGUGUCCAAUUACUCAAGAAAGAAAUAGAUCAAGCUCAAGAUAAAAAGCUUAGUCAAUUAAUUUCACAUCAUCAGUGUAUAUGUGUCAUUGACCAAGUACUUUCUCUAGCUCGUUAUAAUAACAAGUAUUAUUUGCUUCAGUACCAAGUCUUGAGUGAAGAAUAUAUCUAUCAAUGUAUUGUCUUUGGUUUUUCAAGGUUUGGAAAGCUAGUUCUAUCUCCUCCUUUGUCUAUCACUGAAUACAUUCAACUUGGUUUUAUGGAAGAUGCAGACACGAGUAUUCUUUUAUCAGAAAAAGAAUUAUUACUUGACUAUUUCAGUACAGAUAUUGAACAAGACAAUGGACAGAUUUACUUGAAGAGUUUGCCUAUGAUCAUAAUGAAUUAUGUUCCCUCAUUCUUGAUCGAAAGAAUACCUUUAUUUGUAUUCAAUCUCAUCACACAGAUUGAUUGGCAAGAUGAAAUUAGUUGUUUGGAUGGCCUAGCCAAAUUAUUUGCCACAUUGUAUUACUGCACCACAAAAGAGGAUUGGGAACUACUCAUUCAAUGCAUGUAUAAAAACCAAGAAUUUAAAGCAAGCAAAUAUUUAGCAGAACAAGGUUACAUUGUAGAGUUGGACAUUCCAACUGAAAUGACUUUAUUUAAAUAA